AUUCCCCCCGAAGGGAACCGAGAACCAGCCCUCUUGCAACGCGAUUCCUGAUGAAGGGCAGGGGAAAGAUGGCUCCGGGGGACGGCGCACGUGCGGUAUGCUGUGUGGAGUCAACAGAAGAAAUCACCGAGAUAGAAGGGAAGGAGAAACGACCCGGCGAUUAAUCCGUCGACGCCUCUCCAUCGCCCUGCAUCUCGCUUCUUCUCUCUCUCAACUCCUGAGGCGAUGAUCGAAAGGCCGAACCGGAAACCCUAGGGCACUGCCUCCCCUUCCUUUCCAAGAAGCCGGCUUCAAACCCUAGGAGGCCGCAUCCGUCUCGGGCACCCACGGCGCAGGACGGGGAGCGCGCGGCGGCGGCGGCGGCGGCGGCGGCGGUGGAAGGAGGGUUGGAGAGGGGGAGGUCGUCGGCGGGGGCGGGGCUGGGGACCGGGCUGCGGUAUCUCGCUGGGGUCGCCGGGGGGUGGUGGGAGAAGUGGACGGUAAUGGGAGCCGCGGGUUCCAAGCUCGAGAAGGCUCUUGGAGACCAGUUCCCCGAAGGCGAGCGGUACUUCGGCCUCGAGAACUUCGGCAAUACUUGCUACUGUAACAGCGUCUUGCAGGCAUUAUAUUUUUGUGUUCCAUUCAGGGAGCAGUUACUAGAAUAUUAUGCAAACAACAAGAACCUCGGAGAGACAGAGGAGAACCUUAUGACAUGUUUGGCAGAUUUGUUCACUCAGUGUUACUGUAUCCUUCAUCUAGGUUAUUGUGGAGCAAUACUGGAAUAUUUGGCUGCUUUAUUUUUGUAAUAAGUUCCCAAAAGAAAAAAACUGGUGUUAUUGCUCCAAAGCGUUUUGUGCAGAGAGUGAAGAAACAGAACGAGUAUUUCCGUAGUUACAUGCACCAGGAUGCACAUGAGUUUUUGAAUUUCUUGCUGAACGAGCUUGUUGAAGUUCUUGAGAAAGAGUCUAGUGCUGCAACAAGUUCCCCUGAAACCUCAUCAGCAUCAGAAAAGACUGCUAAUGGGCCAGUCCACCCUCAAGCAAACGGAGUUCGUAAAGAGCCACUUGUUACAUGGGUCCAUAAGAGUUUUCAGGGUAUAUUAACCAAUGAAACUAGAUGCUUACGGUGUGAAACGGUCACUGCAAGGGAUGAAACCUUUUUUGACUUGAGCCUUGACAUUGAGCAAAAUAGUUCUAUAACAAGCUGCCUCAAAAACUUCAGUUCAACAGAGACUUUAAAUGCUGAAGACAAGUUCUUCUGUGACAAGUGCUGCAGUUUGCAGGAAGCCCAGAAAAGGAUGAAGAUCAAGAAGCCGCCACAUAUCCUUGUGAUCCAUCUCAAGCGCUUCAAGUAUAUUGAGCAGCUUGGGCGAUACAAGAAACUGUCAUACCGGGUUGUGUUUCCCUUGGAGUUGAAGCUUAACAACACGGUUGAUGAUGCAGACUCUGAGUACUCUCUCUUUGCUGUUGUGGUCCAUGUCGGGAGUGGUCCCAACCAUGGACACUAUGUCAGCCUUGUUAAAAGCCACAACCAUUGGUUGUUCUUUGAUGAUGAAAAUGUGGAGAUGAUAGAUGAGUCCACUGUGCAGACAUUCUUUGGGUCUGCGCAGGAGUACUCAGGCAAUACAGAUCAUGGGUACAUCUUAUUCUAUGAGAGCCUCAGGUGGUAGAAGUUAAGAGAGAGGUUUUCUUCAUAGCAAGUUAUUUGCCUGGCACUUGUUUACCUCCAUUACUUUCCCCUCCGUAGAACAAUUAGACGUUCUUGGAGUUGUGUAAGAUGAGAUGUGAAAGAUGUGAUCUUUUGGGUGAUUGUAGUGUACAGUGGAUAGUGGAAAUGCACUGUCUGUUUCUUCAACAAUAAAAUAGAAGUCUACAUGGAUGGUAAAAGUUUUAGUCUUGUUGUGUUCGUCAAUGUUGAAUAUUUGUAAUAGACAAUGCGAUCUUCCCCCGGAGAGUGUUUCUUGUGAGCUGUAUCUGCAUGUACUGGAAAGCAGGACUUAUAGGACUUUUUCCUGAGCCUUGAUACCUUUGAUUGUACAUGUGAGGGACUUUGGAUCUUCCACACUUUACAGGCCAGUUUUGUUUAUCAAAUUUUGGCAAAUGUAAAAACCUAGACAGGAAAUUAGACUGCAGGUAAUUGUGUCUGUAAUUGAAUUGAAUGGAUUGGAUUCUCAACUUUUCAAGGUUUAUGCAGGAUUCU
Messenger RNA from Phoenix dactylifera (date palm), 2178 nucleotides. Its product is annotated as ubiquitin carboxyl-terminal hydrolase 4. Gene Ontology annotation, molecular function: cysteine-type deubiquitinase activity. Lineage: Eukaryota; Viridiplantae; Streptophyta; Magnoliopsida; Arecales; Arecaceae. Gene Ontology annotation, cellular component: nucleus; cytosol. Gene Ontology annotation, biological process: protein deubiquitination. The record is from RefSeq and is a predicted model, not a curated record.